Molecule: messenger RNA, 11234 nt
Organism: Sphaeramia orbicularis (orbiculate cardinalfish)
Lineage: Eukaryota; Metazoa; Chordata; Actinopteri; Kurtiformes; Apogonidae
Gene: celsr1a
Product: cadherin EGF LAG seven-pass G-type receptor 1a
Exons: 37
Coding region: 146-9478 (3110 amino acids)
Biological process (GO): G protein-coupled receptor signaling pathway; homophilic cell-cell adhesion; cell surface receptor signaling pathway
Cellular component (GO): plasma membrane
Molecular function (GO): calcium ion binding; G protein-coupled receptor activity
Source: RefSeq, a predicted model, not a curated record
GCCGCUGCGCACUGUGGAUACACCGACACUAUGGAUACCAAGCGACGUUUUCCACUUUAAAACUUUACCAUGAGGGAUAAAAGUAAAACGCGGUGUUGGGAGAGGGAGAGUUAAUGCUUUUGCUGUGGACUUUUGCUAAAGUUGAAUGGGAUUUGGCAGGUUUACAAGUAUGGAGCUACCUUUGGUUUGGAUUUGGGUUUGUAUCCUAUUCAACGUGCCGCCUUCGGGAUGUUUGGAAAUACACCUUUCGGACACGUUACAGCCCGGGACCAUUUUGGCAAACCUGUCUCUUGGCCCAGGAUGGACUUAUAAAAUUGACAGAACUUUAUCUCCCAAAUUUAUUCAUAACUUUUUUCAAGUUGGAACGCACGACGGGGUUAUCCGUCUGUCCCGGAGCGUCCAGUGUGCGCGCACCCUGAGGAACCCGGCGCCUGUUUAUUUCAGAGCAGGUUCUUUGACAUCUGGAGACAUUAUUGUGACACGUUUUAAUGUGUUUGUACACGGCCAGGACUGUUUUAUUAAAUACAAAAGAAAGAAAUCGACAGGUAAACACGACAUUAACAUUAAACACCUUUCCAAACUAGGAGCAACUUCCUGUUUACCUGCAGGUGAAUUACUUCUGAAUGUGACAGAACUUUUACCUGCUUCUAAGAGGAACAUCUCCUUUUUGGACUCUGUGUGUGUUGGAAAAGACUUGGAUGCUGUGCUCAGGCAUGGGGAUUUGUUCCUGGCCAAUGACUUAUGCCUGGAGCACCGAGGGCAGGCUGAGGUGAGUGUGUACUGCGCACUGCACAGCUCUGCGCACAGCUCUGCGCACAGCCGCCUGUCUGUGCUGCUGACUCUGACACUCACACAAGUGCCUCCACACCACCGACAUCUACCGGGAACCGUUCAGAGAAAGUCAGUGCGCAGAGGAAAGCGACAAGUAAACAUGUCUCCACAGUUUCAACUCCCCAACUAUCAGGUGUCCGUGCCCGAGAAUGAGCCAGCGGGGACGCGGGUGAUCACCUUGAAAGCCACUGACCCGGAUGAUGGAGAGGCGGGGAGGCUGGAGUACACCAUGGAGGCCCUGUUUGACAGCAGGUCCAAUGACUUCUUCGUCAUUGACUCUCAAACAGGAAGCAUAUCAACCAUCCAGGCACUAGACAGAGAAUUCAAAGACACCCAUGUUUUCAAAGUAACAGUGACUGACAAUGGCACCCCCAAAAGAUCUGCCACUUCUUACCUCACUGUGACUGUGAGUGACACCAAUGACCACAGCCCUGUCUUUGAGCAAACUGAGUACCGGGUAAGCAUCCGUGAGAAUGUAGAAGUAGGCUUUGAAGUGAUGACAAUCCGAGCCACUGAUGGAGACGCUCCCUCUAAUGCCAAUAUGGUUUACAAAAUAGUGAAUGGGGAUGGAGUCAACUCUGUGUUUGAAAUCGACCCCCGCAACGGCCUGGUGAGGAUCAGAGAGAGGCCUGAUAGGGAGACCAGGUCUCAGUACCAGCUGAUAGUUGAAGCCAAUGACCAGGGCAAAGACCCACGUCCUCUCAGUGCCACCGCCACUGUCCACAUCUCUGUAGAGGAUGAGAAUGACAAUUACCCACAGUUCAGUGAAAAAAGGUAUGUUGUUCAGGUCCCAGAGAAUGUGGCGAUCAACACUAAGGUCAUCCAGGUGGAGGCUACAGACAAAGAUGAGGGGAACAACGCUAAAGUUCAUUACAGCAUCAUCAGUGGCAAUGUUAGAGGACAGUUUUACAUUCACUCCCCGACUGGUGUAAUUGAUGUCAUUAAUCCUCUGGACUAUGAGAUGAUUAGGGAAUAUAAUUUGCGGAUUAAGGCUCAGGAUGGUGGCAGGCCUCCACUGAUAAACGGCACAGGAAUGGUUGUAGUGCAAGUUGUGGAUGUUAAUGAUAACGCACCUAUGUUUGUCAGCACACCUUUCCAGGCUAGCGUGUUGGAAAAUGUACCCGUCGGUCAUUCUGUGAUCCACAUUCAAGCAAAUGACGGUGAUUCAGGAGAAAAUGCACGUUUAGAAUACCGUCUGACUGAUACAACGCCUGGUUUUCCAUUCACCAUAAACAACAGCACAGGUUGGAUUACAGUGUGUGAAGAACUAGACAGGGAGACCACUGAGUUUUAUACUUUUGGUGUGGAGGCAAGAGAUCAUGGGGUACCUGCAAUGUCCUCCUCAGCUAGUGUCACCAUCACAGUGCUGGAUGUCAAUGACAAUGUGCCCACAUUUACUGAGAAAGUUUAUUCACUAAAGAUCAAUGAAGAUGCUAUGGUGGGAACCAGUGUGCUGACAGUAACAGCUGUAGAUAGAGACGUUAACAGCGUGGUGACAUAUCAGAUCUCCAGUGGAAAUACCAGGAACCGCUUUGCCAUUACGAGCCAGAGUGGCGGUGGUCUCAUCACAUUAGCCCUGCCUUUGGAUUACAAACAGGAACGCCAGUAUGUUUUGACAGUAACCGCCAGUGAUGGAACACGCUAUGACACCACACAGGUGUUUAUCAAUGUGACAGACGCCAACACACACAGACCCGUCUUCCAAAGUGCCAACUACCAGGUGACGCUCAGUGAAGAACGACCUGUGGGCUCCACGGUGGUGGUCAUCAGUGCAACGGAUGAGGAUACAGGAGAAAAUGCUCGCAUUACAUAUAUGAUGGAGGAUAAUGUUCCUCAGUUUAAAAUUGAUCCGGACACAGGUGCCAUCACAACACAGAUGGAGAUUGACUAUGAAGACCAGGCCUCCUAUACAUUAGCUAUUAUUGCUAAAGACAAUGGAAUCCCUCAGAAGUCAGAUACCACCUAUGUGGAGAUUAUCAUCCUCGAUGCCAAUGACAACGAGCCUCAGUUCCUCAGGGACAUGUACCAGGGGAGUGUUUUUGAAGAUGCACCGGUUUACACUAGUGUUCUCCAGAUCUCUGCCUCAGACAGGGACUCUGGCUCAAAUGGCAGGUUGAGCUACACAUUUCAGGGUGGAGAUGAUGGAGAGGGAGAUUUUGUCAUAGAACCUUACUCUGGUAUCGUCAGAACCGCUCGCAAACUGGACCGUGAGAACGUUCCUGUGUACAACCUGAAGGCUUUUGCUGUGGACAGGGGGGUGCCACCUCUGAAAACUGGUGUUUCCAUUCAUGUUGUAGUCCAAGACAUAAAUGACAACGCUCCAGUGUUUGAAAAGGAUGAACUGUUCAUUAAAGUGGAUGAGAACAGUCCAGUGGGGUCUGUUGUGGCCCAGAUCACUGCCACAGACCCUGAUGAGGGCACUAAUGCUCAGAUCAUGUACCAGAUUGUAGAAGGGAAUAUUCCAGAAGUUUUUCAACUGGACAUUUUUAAUGGUGACCUGACUGCGCUCAUAGAUCUAGAUUAUGAAACUAAAACUGAGUAUGUCAUAGUGGUCCAGGCGACUUCAGCACCUCUGGUGAGCCGUGCUACUGUUCACAUCUGUCUGGUAGACAUGAAUGACAAUGCUCCAGUGCUGCAGGACUUUGAGAUUAUUUUCAACAACUAUGUCACAAACAAAUCUAACAGUUUCCCUUCAGGAAUAAUAGGAAAGGUACCGGCUCAUGACCCGGAUGUUUCGGAUAAGCUACGGUACAAUUUUGAAUCUGGAAAUGAGCUCCAUCUGCUGCUGUUGAAUGAGAAUACUGGGGAUCUGAGGCUGAGCAGGGAUUUGGACAAUGACAGGCCCCUGGAGGCACCCAUGGCUAUAUCUGUUACAGAUGGUCUUCAUCGUGUUGUGGCCCUCUGCACACUGCGAGUCACCAUCAUUACAGAUGACAUGUUAACCAACAGCAUCACUGUGCGUCUGGAGAACAUGUCCCAGGAGCGUUUCCUCUCUCCGCUACUCAGCCUCUUCCUGGAGGGUGUGGCCGCUGUGCUCUCCACCAAACGGGAAGCAGUGUUUGUAUUUAACAUCCAAAAUGACACAGAUGUGCAAGGAUCCAUCCUUAAUGUGACCUUUUCGGCGCUUCAGCCGGGUGGUGCGCCAGGGAAAGGGACUUUCUUCCCUUCGGAGGAGCUGCAGGAGCAGAUUUACCUCAAUAGGACUCUGCUCAGGCUGAUAUCAUCUCAGGAGGUGUUGCCGUUCGAUGAUAACAUCUGCCUUCGGGAGCCCUGUGAGAACUACAUGAAAUGUGUCUCGGUGCUGAAGUUCGACAGCUCUCCACCCUUCAUCGCCUCAGACACUGUUCUUUUUCGACCCAUACAUCCUAUCAACGGACUGCGCUGCCGUUGUCCGGUUGGUUUCACCGGGGAGUACUGCGAAACUGAGAUUGACCUUUGCUACUCUGGCCCGUGCAAAAACAACGGGAGGUGUCGCAGCCGAGAAGGUGGCUACACCUGUGAAUGCUUGGAAGACUUCACCGGCGAACAUUGUGAGCUGAACGCUUCAUCUGGCCGAUGUGUACCUGGUGUGUGUAAGAACGGUGGCGAGUGUGUCAACCGGCUCGCUGGGGGUUUCAUGUGCAAGUGUCCGCCAGGGGAGUACGAGAAGCCCUACUGCGAGAUGACCACCCGCAGCUUCCCUGAACAGUCCUUCGUCACCUUCAGAGGCCUGAGACAGAGGUUCCACUUCACCAUCUCCUUCAUGUUUGCAACCCGAGAGAGGAACGCUCUCCUUCUGUACAACGGCAGGUUCAAUGAGAAACAUGACUUCAUCGCACUGGAGAUCAUCAACGAGCAGAUUCAGCUGACGUUCUCUGGAGGGGAGACAAAGACCACGGUGUCCCCAUACGUCCCAGGCGGGGUCAGCGACGGCCAGUGGCACUCAGUCCAGCUCCAUUACUACAACAAGGACGGGGGGAGUCUGGUGGACUCCAGUGGGGCUGUGCGGCUCCCGCUCUAUACUGCCUGGCUGGAGCUCUAUCAGAAGGAGCCUAACAUCGGGCGCCUGGGCAUCCCACAUGGACCGUCUGGAGAAAAGGUGGCUGUGGUUGCCGUGGACGACUGUGACAUCUCUAUGGCAAUUAGAUUUGGAAACAAAAUUGGCAACUACUCCUGCGCCGCACAGGGCACCCAGACUGGACAGAAGAAGUCCCUGGACUUGACAGGUCCACUGUUGCUUGGUGGGGUUCCCAACCUGCCUGAAGACUUCCCAGUCCGGAACAGAGACUUCGUAGGCUGCAUGAGAAACCUCAGCAUUGACAGUAAACCCAUCGAUAUGGACAGUUACAUCGCAAACAACGGCACCACAGCAGGUUGUCCAGCAAAGAAAAACUUCUGCUCAAACGAUGUGUGUCAGAACGGAGGUGUUUGCAGUAGCAGGUGGAACACCUACAGCUGUGACUGUCCAACAGGAUAUGGAGGCAAAAACUGUGAACAAGUGAUGCCGGCACCUCAGUUCUUUGACGGCCAGGCUCUGGUGUCCUGGACUGAACCGGAUAUUACCAUCGCUGUCCCAUGGUACAUUGGCCUCAUGUUCCGCACCAGACAGGCCACCGGGACCCUGAUGCAGGCCAGUGCUGGACCUUCCUCCACCAUCGGCCUCAUGGUGAGUGAACAACAGGUCCGUAUGGAGGUGUCACUGAGACAGCGGCUGGUGGCGUCACUGAGCUUUUCACAGGUUCGGGUCAACGACGGAGAGUGGCAUCACAUGCUAGUAGAACUGAGGAGCAUUAAAGAUGGCAAGGACAUCAAAUACAUGGCCACUGUGUCCCUGGACUAUGACAUGUAUAAGAAAUCAGUGGAGAUUGGUAACGACCUUCCAGGGUUGAAGCUGCAGGCUCUCCAUAUUGGCGGUUUGCCCGGGGAGGGUAACCAUGUCAUCAAAGGUUUUGUGGGCUGCAUACAGGGUGUGCGUAUGGGUGAAACUUCCAACAAUGUUGCCAACGUGAACAUGGCCCAGGGCCUGAAGAUUCGUGUGGAGGAUGGCUGCGACAUUGCUGACCCCUGUGACUCUAACAUCUGCCCAGAGAACAGUCACUGCAGCGACGACUGGAGCACGCACUCCUGUGUCUGUGACCCAGGUUAUUUUGGCAGAGAGUGUGUGGAUGCUUGUAAACUCAACCCCUGUGAGCACGUUUCCACCUGUGUUCGCAAACCAAGCUCCUCCCACGGCUACACCUGUGAAUGUGGACAGAACUACUACGGCCAGUACUGUGAAAACAUAGUGAAGAAGCCGUGCCCUGAUGGAUGGUGGGGGAAUCCCAUGUGUGGACCCUGUAAUUGUGAUACCAGCAGAGGAUUUUAUAAAGACUGCAAUAAGACCACAGGAGAAUGUCGCUGCAAGGAAAACCACUACCGUCCAGAGGGUGAGGACAGAUGUUACCCCUGCGAAUGUUUCCAUGUUGGCUCAGAGUCACGGACCUGUGACCUAGUCACCGGGCAGUGCCCGUGUAAAGGAGGGGUCAUAGGUCGUCAGUGUAACCGCUGUGAUAACCCUUUUGCUGAAGUCACGUCCACUGGAUGUGAAGUGGUGUAUGAAGGCUGUCCCAAAGCGUUUGAUGCUGGCAUCUGGUGGCCGAAAACCAAGUUUGGACGCCCUGCUGCCAUGGACUGUCCCAAAGGAUCCAUCGGCACUGCCAUCCGACACUGUAGUGAUGAAAAGGGCUGGUUGUCCCCGGAGCUCUUCAACUGUACCACUGUGACUUUUGCUCAUCUUAAGAAAAUGAAUGAGGAUCUGCGUCGUAACUCAUCGAGGAUGGACACCGAGCGCUCCAAGACCAUUGUGCGUAUGCUUCACAGCGCCACCAACAACACCCAGAAAUACUAUGGCAACGAUGUGAAGACAGCCGCCCAGCUACUGAAUCGCGUGCUGCAAUAUGAGAGCCAGCAGGCCGGGUUUGACCUCACCGCCACCAGGGACGCAGAGUUUAACGAGAACUUGGUGCGAGCAGGCAGUGCCAUCCUGGAUCCAGACACUAAGGACCACUGGGAGCAGAUCCAGAAGACAGAGGGGGGUACGGCGCAUCUUCUCCACAACUUCGAGGAGUACACCAACACACUGGCACAGAACGUCAGGAAAACCUACCUGAAGCCUUUCACCGUCGUCACCGACAACAUGAUCCUAACAGUGGACUACCUGGAUAUGUCAGACCCAGAGAGAGCGACAUUCCCUCGUUUCCAGGAUAUCCAGGAGACUUUCCCUAAAGAGCUCAGCUCUUCCGUCCAUUUCCCCCAGUUCAACCUCCACACUCAAAGCCACAAAGCUGAGCCCACUCCUGCUCCUGCAGCCCAGACUGACCCUCCACAAGAGGAAGACCAUACGGUAUCUGACAGAAGACGGCGCCACCUUGAGCCCCCUCCUCCUCUGCCCGUUGCUGUGGUGAUAGUCUACAAGUCACUGGCGAAGCUUCUUCCAGAAAGAUACGACCCUGACCGCAGGAGUCUCAGGGUCCCCAACCGCCCAGUGAUAAACUCAGCCAUAGUCAGUGCAACAGUGCACAGUGAGGGUCCUCCUCUUCCGUCCACCCUGGACCCCCCCAUCACCCUGGAGUACACUCUGCUGGAGACGGAGGAGAGGACCAAACCCGUCUGUGUAUUUUGGAACCACUCCCUUGCGAUUGGUGGAACAGGUGGCUGGUCUUCUAAAGGCUGUGAGCUCCUCAAUAGGAACAGCACCCACAUCAGCUGCCAGUGUAACCACCUGACCAGCUUUGCUGUGCUGAUGGAUAUCUCCAAGAGAGAGCACGGCGAUGUUCUCCCCCUGAAGAUAGUUACCUACGCCACGGUUUCGGUGUCACUGUUCCUCCUCCUCAUCACCUUCAUCCUUUUGUGCCUCUUGCAUCGACUCCGCUCCAACCUCCACGCCAUCCACAGAAACCUGGUGGCAGGACUCUUCUUCUCUGAACUUGUCUUCCUGUUGGGCAUUAAUCAGACCGACAACAUAUUCGUGUGCACAGUGAUAGCCAUCCUCCUCCACUACUUCUACAUGUGCACCUUUGCCUGGAUGUUCGUGGAGGGGCUGCAUAUCUACCGCAUGCUGACCGAGCUGAGGAACAUCAACCACGGCCACAUGAGGUUUUACUACGCCAUCGGCUGGGGCAUACCUGCGAUUAUCACUGGUCUUGCGGUUGGUCUUGACCCUCAGGGUUAUGGGAAUCCAUAUUUCUGUUGGCUGUCUGUCCAUGACACACUCAUCUGGAGCUUUGCAGGACCCAUCUUUGUGGUUGUACUGGUGAACAUAGUCAUCUUUAUUCUGGCUGCGAAGGCUUCCUGUGGUCGCAGGCAGAAGGCUAUGGAGAAAUCUGGAGCUAUUCCUGCUCUGCGUAUAGCCUUUCUCCUACUACUACUCAUCAGUGCUACUUGGAUGCUGGGCCUAAUGGCGGUCAACAGUGAUGUAAUGACUUUCCACUACCUGUUUGCUGGUUUCAGCUGUCUGCAGGGGGUCUUCAUCUUCUUCUGCCAUGUAAUCUUCAACAAAGAGGUGAGGAAAAACCUCAAGAACGUCUUCACAGGAAAGAAGAGUGUACCAGAUGAGUCCAGCACCACAAGAGCGUCUUUGCUCACUCGCUCUCUCAAUUGUAACAACACGUAUGCAGAAGACGGACCCCUGUACCGCUCAGGCGUUGGCGAGUCCACCGUCUCCCUGGAAAGCACGCUCAGGUCAGCCAAGAGCCGCAGCAGCUACCUGGCUUAUGCACUCAGGGAAGAAUCCGGUCAGAAGCCCAGUGUCUCUUCAGGAACAGCUAAAGGACACACUGAUUUGGAUGGCCCUCUUUUCCACAGAAAUGGCACAAAGGGAGAUGACUCUGACUCAGACAGUGAGCUGUCAGUUGAUGAAAACAGCUCUUCCUACGCCUCCUCCCACUCCUCUGACAGCGAGGACGACGACAUUGACGUCAAGCCAAAGUGGAACAACGAGAGGCAGCCUGCACACAGCACACCUAAAAUGGAUUCAAUGUCCAAUCAUGUGAAACCUUAUUGGCCAACAGAGGCCACCACUGCCAGUGACAGCGAGGAUCCAGGCGGGGCUGAGCGGCUGAGGGUGGAAACCAAGGUGAACGUAGAGCUGCAUCCAGAACACAAGCUCAAUCACACUGGUGAAAAAGACAGGGAUACGCUCCCACAGCGAGACAAAGAGACACCCAGUAAUGCGAAAGACACAGCCCCCCCCAGUCUACCUAACAGCAACAGCAACCACCAGCCAGAACAGAGAAAGGGUAUCCUAAAGAAUAAAAUAAGCUACCCGCCCCCGCUUACCGACAAGAACAUGAAGAACCGUCUGAGGGAGAAGCUGAGCGACUACAACUCCCCCACCAUCACCUCCCCUCCCCCCAACAACAAUAAUGCCUCCUCGCCUCUUUCCUCCGUCAACAUCAUGACCCCUACAUCCCGGACAUCCUCGCUGACGUCUGAUGGAGGUCGCCCUGGAAACCACGACAACAGCUCCCUCAUCAAGCCGCCCAUCGCCCCGCGGCCGCAGAUUCCCGUCGUACCGCCACCUGCCAUUUACCGGGAGACCAAUGGGGGAGUGGCCAUGCACUUGAAGUCAGGGACGGUCAACGGAGGCAACGAGUCUGACUCAGAUGGCAGUAAUGAAACUUCGAUCUGACCUGUUAGGAAAACGCAGACCAGCUUGCCGUUGUGAGAAGAGGAACCUGCCAGAGGACUAGAGACAAGAGGAGAGGACUGAAAUAUAAGAAAACUGAAGAUGGACGGGUGCUGAAGAUUGGGUUAAAACAGAGAACCUUUUUCUCCAAGCCUGAUCUAUCCAUCCAUCCCUCCUCUGUUGCAAGCAGUAUUAAAUGCAGACCUUAAAACUGCAUGAGACAAGAAAAUGAGAAGAAAAGUGAAAAUGUGUGAAAUAAUAAAGGGAAUGCUGUGUUGGACUGCACUAUGAGAGGGUGCAAUGGAGCCAUGUGUGCCAAAACCGCUAAUAGAAAUGGGGACAGAGAGUCAGAAGAUGAAGAAUUUCUCCAGAAUGCAGUGCAAGCCCUAAAAUGGUGCUCCUCAGUGGGGGAUAUGAGGGAUCUGUGAGGGGUCCCCAUCAUUGUCCAAAGCUGGAGAACAUUUACGGACACUUUUUCCUCAUGGAGAAUAUUUAUAACCACUGUCCAUGAACCCAGGCUCAAAUACAUUCUGGUACACUCCGACUUGUAGUCCAUGAUUUCAAGAACUACAAGUCCCUUGAAGCACUGGGGAGUUUAUGUUGGAAAACUUUUCCUGGAUGUUAUAAACGCUGCAUGUGACCAUAACACAACCUCUCCUCACUGACUUUGGGACAUAAACAGCUUGUCAAUAUCUGACAGUGCUUUGUCACACCAAGUGCUCUUUUUCUUUUUUAUUAACUCAGAGAAAGGCUUCUACAGCCUCUCAGUGCAGUGCAUUUAGAGUGUAAUUAACAUGUAGAUAUUGUUAAAGGUGAAGAAGAUAUGAUCUAUUUUGUAUUUCAGCUGUAGUGAGGACAAAACAGAACUGAUUCAGAACUAAAAGCAUUUACCUGUUGUUGUUGGGGCAGUUUUCCAGUAGGGAAAAAUCUCGUUGUGCUGGUUUAAUGGACUGAGAUCAGUUCCACUGACGUGUGCCUUCAUCUUGGAUCUUCAUCUGGAUUGAGGCCUUACACAUUCACUCACACACAAAGUGUAUUAGCCUAAAGCAGACUUUCAGGUGAUAUUUUCUGGGAGCUCUACGCACAUGUAAUGUGUGUCCAAGAUUGUUGUGUUUGAGUGACACAGAAUGUAAGUCCAUGAACACAGUGGGCCGAAAACAACCUUAAUAAUAAGGAACAGAGAGGAAUUCCCCCUCUGUUAAAAACACAGUAUGUCUGAGCACUAUGAAUCUGAAGCCUUUUCCAGUGUCCAACCUGCCUGUUGGUCCAGUACAUCACACUUCUGGUUACCAAAGUUAUGAAAUAUGCUCAUGAGAGUUGGAGUCAGUUUACUUUUAACUGAGUUUUAUAUCAAAAUCAGAUCUUGAUCACUUAAAAAUGCAUGUGUGAGUUUCUAUUGCACUCACAAAUGGCUUAAUCAUCCACAGCGGUUGAAUAUGAACUCCUCUGUAUAAUACGAAGUCUUCCGCCACUGCAAAUAAAACUCAGUUAAAUGUUUAAAUGCUCCCAACUCCAGUGCAUUUUGCAGCUAGUGUAAGCAAACCCUCUCAAUGCCUUUGUACCAUCCAUACUGUUCGAUCCCAGUGUUUUGCCUUCAUGUAAUCAAUGCUGUUGAUAAAUGUCCUUUUUUUUUUACUGAUCCAAGACACUGGAAAUGUUUUGUAACAUAUUGUAUAUUUAUUUUUUAUGGUUUUAAGACACUGGAAAGAAAAAAAUAAUUGUGACUGUAAAAUUAAAAGUGACAUGAUGAAUUUUUAAA